AUGCUGCUCUCUCGCAGUGGCGGGCUUUCCGCGAUUUUUUGCUCUUUCCUUCCGCUAGUAUCAAGGGCUGUGCUAGCAGUUGCCCAGAGCAAUGACGCCCUUGGCUGGAUUCCCUUUGAUCGAAGCCAAUUCAGCGGAAAUGCUACCCUUGAUGAAGAUGGAGACGUUCGAUUAUUCUGGGAAAUUGGCGACGAGUACUCGACAUUUGGAAUUGCCUCUCGGUCAAGUGGAUAUCUUGCGCUCGGUUUUAGCGAGACCGGAGCAAUGACUGGCGCUGAUAUGGCUGUGGGUUAUACGAACGACAAUGAUGAGUUUGUUCUUGAGAACCGCCAUGCAGCAGGCUUUGUGUCACCGGAACUUUCUGAUGAUCAAGAAAACAACAUCCGACUGAGAGAAGGCCACCAGGAAGCCGGAGUUACGUCGUUCAUUUUCGAGAAGAAAAACGACGCUGAUUGUUUGCAAAACCAAGCCAACGUCCACACAGCUGCGUGGCAAUGGUUCAUCUACGCGUUUUCUGACAAGAACGUCUUCGCUCAGCAUGCGCCUGGUAACAAAGGCAAGACAUAUGUCAAGCUAGGCACCGGCGAUACUAUUUCGGUGAACGAAAUCCGGCCCUCCGACAACACCAUGAACUUUACCAUUACUCAGCCCGAAGUAGCCAUUCCUACCGCCGAGACCACCUACUGCUACAGUCUUCACAGGAUGCCAAGUGGUGAAAGGAACUAUCUGGUCGCCGAGCGACCAAACCCGUCGAGUGAUUUGCUCCAUCACUUAGUUGUCUAUGCAUGCUACGGCAUGCCCGACGGACUUCUAGACAUGCUGGACCAGGAGCCCAACUGUGACUGGGAGAACUUCUCGAAUCCCUGCAACGGUUUCGUUACGGAAUGGGCUCCUGGUAUGUCUGGCCGCACAUUCGAACCCGGGUUCGGCAAACCCUUCGGCGAGGACUACUACGAAUAUGUCAUGUUCGAGACACAUUACAACAAUCCCACGGGCAUCGAGGGCGAGAAGGACGUAGCCAGUUAUACCUUCCUCUACACAGACGAACCGGUAGAGACUGAGGUCGGCACUCUGACAUUAGGCGACCUCCAGGUGGAUGGCUGGUUCCUCGAACCAGGCAAGGACUUGGUUGCACACUCAACAGUCUGCACGCCUGAAUGCACGAGUCAAUGGCCUUCGGAAGGUAUCACGGCCUUUUCGGUAUUCCACCACAUGCAUUUUCGUGGUCGUAACACGCGCGUCCAGAUCAUUCGAGACGGCAAAGAGAUUGCCCCACUGUCGAUUCUUCACGACUUUGAAUACGGCUACCAGUUCUCCAAAGGCUUGGAUCAAAUACAGCUUUUGCCCGGAGAUAAACUUAUUACCACCUGCGAGUACGAUACUUCAGGAGACGACGAGCCGGUCCCUGGUGGACAACCAAGCAGCAGUGAGAUGUGCUUUGCCUGGGUUGACUACUAUCCGGCCAACGCCGUCCUCGCUUGCACGCAAUACGACACGGGCAAUGCCACCGUAGGACUCUGUCUAGAAUCUUCCGCAUCCGAGCCCGAGUUGUACCAGUCAGACUUUCUUACGUCCACUUUCAAGAAUCUUACCACUUCCGGAAACAUGUGCAGUGCGAAUUCUACAGAUGACGAAGCAUCUGACGGUGGUGACGCUGACUCUACUGAAGGUGGUGGCGCUGACUCUACUGGCGGCGGUGAAUCGGCGGCCUCCACCUUUUCUUUCUGCUCAGUACUAUCGAUAACGAUGUUGUCACUCGUGUUCGUCUUCUAG
This is a messenger RNA of Phaeoacremonium minimum UCRPA7, 1773 nucleotides long. RefSeq names its product putative dbh-like monooxygenase protein 1-like protein. The record is from RefSeq and is a predicted model, not a curated record. The coding region runs from base 1 to 1773 and encodes 590 amino acids. Gene Ontology annotation, molecular function: copper ion binding; dopamine beta-monooxygenase activity. The transcript has a single exon. Lineage: Eukaryota; Fungi; Ascomycota; Sordariomycetes; Togniniales; Togniniaceae.